This is a messenger RNA of Eimeria mitis, 1164 nucleotides long. Its product is annotated as serine protease inhibitor, putative. The record is from RefSeq and is a predicted model, not a curated record. The coding region runs from base 1 to 1164 and encodes 387 amino acids. NCBI's taxonomy places the organism in Eukaryota, Apicomplexa, Conoidasida, Eucoccidiorida, Eimeriidae. The transcript has a single exon. Gene Ontology annotation, molecular function: serine-type endopeptidase inhibitor activity.
AUGGACCCUUCCACCGUGACAGCGGAGCGCCUGUACGGCGAAAUCGCUGGACCGAGCGUGGAGGCGAAACCGAAUUUCGUCUUUUCCCCUUACAGCAUUUUCAGCGUUUUUCAUGCUGCACAAAAAGGUGCUGCGGGGGAAACGCGGGAACAAAUGGAUGCACUCGUUGCUCCCCAGGAAAGCUUUAGCAUCCCGGAGCUGAUCCAGCCACCGCAGAAAGAAGGUGCUGUUGCUCUCGAGGUUGCUAACCGCCUGUACGUGCACCCUGGACUGGAAAAAAACAAGCAGUUCAAAAAGUUCAAGAAGGAACUGGAGAAGGAAAAGAAUAGUGCAGAGACUAUCGAUUUCGCGGACGCCGCAGCAGCAGCCGACAAGAUUAACCAGUUUGUUGCUACCACAACACGCGAUCACAUUAAGAACCUCUUGAGCCCUUCAGCUCUGGGGGCUCAGACUCGCCUUGUUCUAAUCAACGCACUGUACUUCAAAGCUCCUUGGCUCACUCAGUUCCAAGAUGCUGCCACCACCGAGGGCGUCUUUUUCACUCCUUCUGGUCCUAAGCAAGUCAAGUUCAUGAAAGGGAAGCUGGACAAGGCUCCUCUUCUGGUGUCUAUGAAGAAGGAAGGCUUGGCAAUAGGUUUGCCUUACACAGACCCUCGUAUUCGCCUGUACAUCGUCAUGCCUGACGACUUGGCGAGCUUUGAGAAGUCUAUGAUCGACGACCCGCAGCUGCUGGAGACGACAUUUGCAGACAUGGAGGCUUCUGCCAUGGACAGGUCGUUCGAGGAGGAGAUGUUCUUGACUCUGCCGAAAUUCAAGUUGUCCGCAGACGACAACAAAGUUGACCUCACCGAGAUCUUCGGCAGACUGGGGGCAUCUAACAUGUUCGACAUGGCUAAGGCCGACUUCACAGGCAUCACUGGAGACCGUGACCUCUUCGUUUCUUCUUUUGUCCAUCAGGCCGACAUCGACGUCAAUGAGGAGGGCACGGAAGCAACUGCUGCUUCGGCAAUGAUCAUGAUGCUGCGCGCAAUGCCCAUGCCCAAGACCCCAAUUCAUGUUACAGUGGACAAGCCAUUCAUCUUCCAGCUGCGCUUCGUAGAUGGAGACACUAACCUUAUUCUUUUUAGCGGUCGUGUGGCUGACCCCUCAGCUGCACAGCAGUAA